ACUCACAUAACACCAUACAUAUACUGUACAUAUACAUACAUUUACAGCUGAAUUUUUGUCAUAUACAUAUACAGAAAUCAAAUGUAUGGUGGAAGGAAUAAAACAUACAAAAAUGUAACUUUAUUUAUUAAAUUUUUAUGGAAAAACAAUAACGUGUAUAUCAUUUACUGCUAAUUAAAACAGUAUCGUAGUAAAAUACCAGAUUUCAUUUAAUCUUUUUGUCAUUGAUUUUCCGGAAAGACACGAAACAAACCGAAUAUAAACGAUGAUUAUACUCCCUGCGCUAACCUGUCAGUUUGCUUUGCGCGAAGUUGAUAGUUGUCCGUCACGUCCGUUCCAUUCAAUAAAAUACUUAAACAUGUAAAUAUGCAACUGAAUCAAAAAAAUCAGUGGUCACAGUGCAACUUUUUAUUUUAAAUUCUUAUACAUAUACGAGUAUUAUACAUCAGUAACUAAUACAAAAUGUCAGAGAUUCGUAAAAGAACAGUUGGAGAUGCAUCAGCAGAAACGCGGGAUGUCAGUGAUAAUCAGAAAGAAGACGUGGAAUCUGAAGAUGAUGCAAAAUUGGAAGUUGAGGAAUUGGCUAAGACUUUACCACAAGGAACUGAUCAUACUCCACACAUUUUGGAUUCAGUCCUCUCUGGCUUAUCUGAUAGAAUUUCUUGUAGAUGGAAAAAUUGGGUGAUCAGAACUAUUUUUACCUUGUUUAUGAUUACUGGAUUUUGUGGUAUCAUUUAUGCUGGACCAUUAGCAUUGAUGGCUACGACAUUAAUUGUACAAGUGAAAUGUUUCCAAGAAAUUAUUAACAUUGGAUAUGCAGUUUAUAGAAUUCAUGGUUUACCAUGGUUUAGAUCUCUAUCAUGGUAUUUUUUAAUUACUUCCAACUAUUUCUUUUAUGGAGAGAAUUUAAUGGACUAUUUUGCUGUAGUAAUUAAUAGAACAGAAUAUUUACGUUUACUUGUUACAUACCAUCGUUUUAUUUCAUUUUGUUUGUAUAUUGUUGGUUUCGUAUGGUUUGUACUUUCACUUGUGAAAAAAUAUUAUAUGAAGCAAUUCUCUCUGUUUGCUUGGACACAUGUUGCUUUACUUAUUGUUGUGACACAGAGUUAUCUUAUAAUUACAAAUAUUUUUCAAGGCUUGAUAUGGUUUAUUGUUCCAGUUAGUAUGAUAGUGAUAAAUGAUAUAAUGGCAUAUAUGUUUGGCUUUUUCUUUGGUAAAACGCCUUUAAUUAAACUAUCUCCUAAAAAGACUUGGGAAGGUUUUAUAGGAGGUGGAAUCUCAACAGUAAUACUUGGUUUAGUGAUUUCAUACAUCAUGUGUCAAUACCGCUAUUUUGUUUGUCCUAUUGAAUAUAGUGAAGCUUUAGGACAAAUGACAAUGGAUUGUGAACCAUCUGCUUUAUUUCAACCUCAGGAAUACAGUUUACCUGGUAGUUUACAAGUUGUGUGGAAAAUGAUUAGUGGAAAGUCUACCAUGUCUUUAUAUCCAUUUUUACUCCAUUCAUUAUCAAUGUCAGUAUUUAGUUCUGUAAUUGGACCGUUUGGGGGCUUCUUUGCCAGUGGAUUUAAGAGAGCAUUUAAAAUUAAAGAUUUUGGAGAUAUUAUUCCUGGUCAUGGUGGAAUAAUGGAUAGAUUUGAUUGUCAGUAUUUGAUGGCAACAUUUGUAAAUGUUUAUAUAUCUUCAUUUAUUCAAACUGCGUCGCCCCAAAAACUGUUACAACAGGUGUACAGUUUAAAACCAGAACAACAAUUACAAUUAUUUCAAACAUUAAAGGAUUCACUAGAAAACAGGGGUUUGUUGAAUAUUUAUUGAUGUUCUAAUGUUGGUGAUAAUUAUUAAUGAAUUGUAUCACCUUUAAACAGCAGAAAAAAAUGUUAGAAAAAUUAUUUCUAAUAUCUGUCUGAAUAUUGUAUGUAAUGUUUGUGGAAACAGCAUUAACAAUACUAAUCAUAGUAAUAUAUUAAUACUCAACUGGUCGCAUGUUUUACUGAAAACUUGCAAGAUUCAAAAAUAUUUAUAUAACUGUCGCAAAACAUUGUACUAUGUUUUUUUAAUGGUUUUGUAAGAGUAUCACUUUGUUUGAUUGAAAUAAUUGAAAUAAUUCAUAUGAAAUUACACGCCUAAUUAAUUAUCGUUGAUUGGAUUUCUAAAAAUUAAUAUAAAAUUCAUCAUAUUAUUUAACAAUUAUAAACUAUUUAUUUACAUAAAAGAAGCGGCCAGUUAAACAUUAAAUGAAAUGAUAAUGAUAAAAUUUAUUUUAUAAUUAGACAAUUAAGAAGCAUGUAAUGCAAUAUUUGCAGUUCUUUUGCAUUCCGCAACAAACAGUCCAUUUUUCUAUCGAGAAAAAAUUUAUAUUAAACUGUGAUGAUGAUAGAAAUUUGACUACAUGUUUCUUUUAUAACGAUUAAACCAAAGAAUGUCAGACAUACUGUUAUAUAAAAGAACUUCUAUGAAUUAUAAAUAUUUGUUAAAU
This is a messenger RNA of Megachile rotundata (alfalfa leafcutting bee), 2473 nucleotides long. RefSeq names its product CDP-diacylglycerol synthase (gene Cds). NCBI's taxonomy places the organism in Eukaryota, Metazoa, Arthropoda, Insecta, Hymenoptera, Megachilidae. The record is from RefSeq and is a predicted model, not a curated record. Gene Ontology annotation, cellular component: endoplasmic reticulum membrane. Gene Ontology annotation, molecular function: phosphatidate cytidylyltransferase activity.